AACUGCCUCUCUCACUCGCCUCUAACCUCUUUGCGCAAAAAACCCCACUCCGGCAGCUCAAAACCCCAAUCUUCCCCGGCCUCCCCACCCAACCCUAGCACCAGAACACCCGAUGCGGCAUCUGAAGCGCGGCCGUGGCGGCUUUGACCCCGGCGACGCGGUGGUUCUCGACGUCGUGGGGCUAGGGGAGUUCGCGCGGUUGUCCCUCCCUGAGCCCCCGCCCGACGAGCUUGGGCUAUCCGCCGCCUACGACGACGCUUCAGGCCGCAUUAUGGUUUCUAUCUGCGGUGACGCUGUCUCUGCCUCCCCCGCCGACCUCGCGGUCGCCCUCGGGCUGCCGCUGGGCCCGGUCGGCCUCCUCGCGGGAUGGGAUGCGGCUGUGUUCUCCACGGCGGAGGCGAUCGGAGCCGUGAGAAGGUUUGUCUGCGAUCGCGUGCUGCUGGGAUGGGGAGAGAGCGGCUUUACGGUGUCGAUGGAGGUCGCUGCCGCGUUAAGGUUGGUAGAGGAAGGCAAGGCGUACGAGGUCGACUGGGCUGGCUUGAUUUGGGCAACGGUGAAGAGGGAGGUAGUAGCUGGCACGACACGGCGAUACGCACCGUACCUCCUCCAUCUGAUGGUGCGCCAAAGGCCGGAGCGUUUCGUUGAGGGUAAUGGGAGCUUGGCGCUUGAGAAGGGGUUGAAAGGUCAGGUAUUGCAGCAAUGCCAGUUGGAGGACGAAGAAGAAACCUCUUUGGUUUUUUGGGGCACCCAAAACUUUGGUGACUUAGAGGAAAUGCCAAUUUUUGGCAGCCAAAACAUAAGUUUUUUCCCUCAACCGCAGGAGGUGGGGGGCAAUUGCAGUUACCAAACUAUUUCACGUUUCCAAGCCCUCAUGCAACGGAUCCAAGGUUAUGUGUCUGACAUGGAGAGUAAAUACCUGGAUAAGGAAAAGACUUGCAGGGACACUCAACAUGAGGUGGAGUGCAUUAAGAAUAUGGUGAUGGAAAAGGAUCAACAAAUUGAAGCUACUGUCAAUGCUAUACGACAGGAACUUUUAGAAAGGAGUGUUGUAAUGCGAACAUUGGAAGCAGACAAGGAUCAAUUGAGCCGCAGUGUUCAACAAUACGAUAAGUUACUCAAGAAGUCUUUAGCUAAAUUUCAGGAGUAUAUGAAUAUGGUAACACGUGGGGAAGGUGUUGACUCGUAUUUGGAGAAUCUUGGUUUAACUGGUGGGCAGAAUCUCACUUGGGUGUGCCAAAUGCGUUAUCAGUGCCAGAUGACUAGGAUUCAGGAAACAUGCGAUUCAAAUUCUUUGAAGCUUCUCGAGAAUAUUACAGAAAUGGACAGGAGCAUUGCAAGCCUCAAUCGUGAAGUGGAAGGGCUAAAGAAUUGUAGAUCAAUUCCAGACCUCAACAAUGGUGUGGAAGACGAUGGUGAGGGCAAAGCAUCCCUAGCCAUGACAUUGGGUGCAUCUUGGACAGGUGAAGGAGAUCAUGUUAGCAACACCACACAAGGAGGAAAACAGCUUGUUGGUUUGGUAGGAAAGCCUGAUAAAAGGAACGACAUCAGGGAGAGCAUGGAUCUCGAUGGAGUUCGGUCAGGGGCGAAGCUCCGCAAAUGAAGCAUGCCAUGACGGUGCAGCCUCGCAGGGCCCAAGAUAUUUGGUUAAUGGUUGAUCUUGUGCCAGUAUCAUGCAAAAGUGCUGAUAAGGCUGCACCAGUGUUUUGUCAUGUGGACCUAACGUAGUGGUAUUAUUAUACAAGGUUAUCCUAACUUAGUAGCGUGUGUAACCAGUGGCAGUGAUGGUGCUAUGGUUGGACAUGAAUAAGAAGUUUCUGCAACAUGCUAUCUACCUCUCUUUAGCUCUGUUUAGUAUUGACAAGCAAUGCGUCCUAGGCACCUGGCAUUGCCAUCUAUAUUGGUGAAAUAUACUUUAUCAUAUGAGUGGAAGCAGGAAUGCACUAGCUUUGUUCUUUUGGCUU
Molecule: messenger RNA, 1961 nt
Organism: Zea mays
Lineage: Eukaryota; Viridiplantae; Streptophyta; Magnoliopsida; Poales; Poaceae
Source: RefSeq, marked validated